Sycon ciliatum is the source of this 6321-nucleotide messenger RNA. RefSeq lists its product as uncharacterized. The record is from RefSeq and is a predicted model, not a curated record. Bases 483 to 5822 code for a protein of 1779 amino acids. Lineage: Eukaryota; Metazoa; Porifera; Calcarea; Leucosolenida; Sycettidae. Gene Ontology annotation, cellular component: secretory vesicle. The transcript has a single exon.
UUUAUCUUGCCAGCAUCUGACAGGUGGCCUGUACUCGUACUGAUGACAACAAAGCUCAACGACAAGCGACGUAGAUUUCCAGCUUGCCAGGCCGAAGUCGGCCAAGAGUUUUUUUGUAACUGUUGCUAGUGAAGGUUUUGUGAUCGUCUUGAAAAGAAACAGUACUCGUACAUGGCCUUUUCUAAUCAUCAUUUCUAGCAAGCUUGUUCAGUCUACAAAAGUCAUUAUUGUACGUGAUUUGGGUCGUACAUCGAUCGUUGUGAACUGUCUGAACUUUCAAAUCGCGCCCUCGUCUCUUAUCUGGAUAUCUGUUCAAACUUCAAAACCAACAUAUUGUUCGAACUCAAUGCAACAUAAUGCGUGGACGGCAUUUGACUUACAAGUGUUUUCCGUAAUAGUUUCGUGGUAUGGAAUGAGGCCAUGUUUGGCAUCGAUUGAGUUACGACAAGGAAGCUGACUACGCACAGCCGUGUGAGAUUGAAAUGGACCACCGACUCCGGGGUGGCGGAGAGAGUGCCAUUAGUUCUUGGUCUUUACAGACGCAACCAACGAACCCUGUCACCAAGUUCCAGCCAUGCCUGGAAAGUUUGUUGGAUAGCGAAGCUAGCUUGUGGGGUUCGCCUGAGCUGCGAGUUGUGGGUCAGGAAAGUAGCCAUCCUAUCCUUACAACCGCCUGGCAUUCCCACUCCCAUGAAGGCCAAGCUCUCCUCAAACAUGGCAGCUUAGUGACUCCAGUACAUGACUACUAUCUGAACCUAGAGAAGAACCGCUGCUGUUUGACAUUGGCUGGUCGGCGACAUGUCAUUAAUUCUGUACGAGUGGUGCAUGAUAAUACUGUACCGGAGCCCACCUCGCCGCCACCACCACAGCAGCAUCGUGCAGUGCAUCCCCGACAUGGCGUGGCUAAUCGGAGCAGUCGGCAAAACCCACGCCGUGGAAGCGAGGUCGUGCUGGCUGGUGAUAACCUCACAUUGUAUCAGAGCUCUUUGUUGAGUGCCUUCUUGCCUGUUCUUGCUGCCCCCGGUCCACCGAGUCCGUUUACGCCCGCAAUGGUAGCUACACCAACAGACGUCACAGCCACAGCAGGGUUCUCUUUCGGUGGUGCUGCUACAGCUGGGGACAAGGAAGUGCCGUCACUGCGGAUGAGUGCUGCUGCCAGUGCCUUGGCCAAUUUGGAGAAAGACUUUGGCUCAACAGGUGAGCUGUCGUCGUUUGUGUCCUCCAUAGAGCACCAGUAUGAUCGUCAGGGAAUCAAGAAAGGUGCAGAGCCACCGGCGCUGGACUCAGUGACGACGGAAAUGCUACGCGAGCUUGUUCGCUUGGUAUUCCAGCAGACUGAGCAGCAGCAGAUGUGCACGGAGCAUGACUUGCGCGAUGCCGUGGGCCGUCGUUCAUACAGUGAGGUGCUUGCCCGGCAUUUGAUGGCAAGGCUCAGCGUACUAGAGAAUAACUCGCACCAGUUCUAUCGGCCAACUGCGUUUCUAUGUCCGCAAGCGUAUGAUGAAUGGGUUCAAGGUGAGAAACAGCACAUCAAGCAGCUGCUGAAUCGCUUCUGGCACUAUUCUCUGCCCCAUCCAUCCAGAACAUCAUCAUCUGCAUCCUCAUCGAGUCUGUCCACACGCUUGCUACGUGCUGAUCACCACGCCGCAUAUAUGCAACUGCUAGAUCGUGUUGUGCACCAGCAGGAGUCGAUCAAGGGCCACCCUGGUGUUCCAUUGCUGCCCACUGCUCGACGUUUGCUCAAGGAGUUUGCGCUACGGUUCGGUGUUGGUGAGCUGUUUUGUCGCAUUGCUUACCUGCGUCUGCUGAGCCAGAACAUGGAGCACGACGUGUGGUUCUGCCGACAUGUUUGUGUCUCGCUGCUGGCUGUACUGGAGCUGCUGCCUGUCAAGCCAUCACAGCGCACCACCGCAGUCAAGAGUGAACUGGAGCGACUUCAUGAAGCCGUGGCCACGCUGCAUAGUCACAUUGACCACGCGCUAACUCGCAUACACAUCCUCUUUCCUGGCAAUGCACCGCCCGAUGGCAUCGCGUCCAUGCUGCAGCUGCUGUCGCUGGUUCUGUUUACUCAACGCUAUCUGACCAACCAGCCUGGACAGUCGGUAUCACACUGGCUACAACGCUACUUGGACGAUGGCUUUGAGUGGCGCUUUGAGUACCACAAGACGGUGCUCUCUGCUGAGCUGGAGAUCAUGUCGGCUGUGAAGCCGCUCACACCAGCUCUACUCAACGGCCUCCUGGUUGAGAUUCGCAACGAAGUACUGGGCCUGGCUGACUUCUACGAGCCAUCGUUCAAACGCUACUUUUCUAUUAGCCAGCUGGGACGACGUUCCUUCUACCAGCUGUUGAUGAAAGAUGUCCAAGAGCUAUGCCAGUUCCAGCAUCCCAGUGAGCAACUUGAGCUAGACAUGCUUGCACUGAUGUACCGCUUGGCAGAACUCGACAAGUGCUGGGUCGGCUGCAUUGCUGUGUCAGAGCAGGUUUGGCGUGAACCGUUCUUCCGCUUGGUACUGUCAUGGUUGCAUGUGCUACAGAAGCAUGCCGUGCGUUGGCUACUCACCGCCUGUAUCAAUGACAAGUGGAGUACGCUCACGCUGCCCGGCUUCGAGUCCCGUGCUAACGCUGUUGCUGCUGCUGCCGCCGGUGCUGUCCGAGUGCCGCUUACAGCAGCACCUGACUCUGGGGCCAUCACGUCUACACCUGUCAUGCCGGUUAUGCGUGGCCUGCGCAGUACGAUGGAGCAGUCUUCUGUGUCGCCCAUGUCAAGUCUCUUUGGAGAUCCAGAGCUGUCAGCCUUCAGCCGUCAUGAAACCGCGUCCAACAUGGCACUGGCAGGGUCAUUGAACCUCUCCAGAUCCGAAGUUCCAAGCCAGUCCUAUGUGCCGACAGAUUCCAGGACACACGUUUCAUCAUUGCCAUCAGUAGCAUCAUUGGAGGACAGCCAAACGUCUCGCCGUACCUCCCUUCUACAGCGCUCCCUGGCAUCCAAUGAUCUGCAAAAUUCGCUUGACCGCAUAUUGUCUUUGCCGCUUGACGAGGGCAAGCUGCUCUCUCACACACCAGUGCUGACAUUCAUGUGUCGCGAGUCAUCAGAAUCGCUCAGUCCGCUUCCUACCUCUGAAAACCGCCUGUCAAGCUCUCAGCAUGGUAGUCGACGAAGCAGCGGUCCCCUGCCAGUUACAUCAUCCUCUGUUGAGCAACAGCCGCAGCAGCAGCAUGUUCAGCGUCCAGUUCUGUUUCGCAGUGACAACCUGAUCCCGGCGCGUCCAGCCGUCCUGCAGGCUCCUCGCCUGAGUGUCAUCCACUCUCACAAGAAUGCGCUAUUCAAACCCAUGGCUAGGCCUGCCGGCGCUCCCGACCUGCGCAGCGCAUCUCAGUUCAUGCCUUCACCUGUGCCUACAAGCCCAGAGUCGCGUCAUGUUCUUCUAGCUCAUGCAGGCGGCGGUGGUGAUGACGACAGUACAGUUAUGGGUGGCCACUAUGCUGCUGUUGCUGCAGGUGGUGGUGGUGGUGGUGGUGGUAUGUUUGGAAGUCCUGUGAAGCCAGUUGCUAUUGCUGCUUCUGCUACCGGUGGUGCCCAGCCAUCCUCAGAGAGAGAUCGUCAUGAUUCUGUCAGUAGAACGCGCAUUGAAGAAUGGGUGGCAUCGCAAUCGGAAGAUAGCAGCCAAGAUCGGGGAACUGCGGUGGCAGCUUCUCGCUCAUCUUCAUCGCGAGCGCCGACAACUGGUAAUGAGCACCCGCAAGAACACCGAAGUAGUUCAAUGCCUCGCAGUGACGGUGCCUUCCAUCCCUAUCACAGUCGACCGGACAGUUCUGCCUUUCAGCGCAAGAUCUCAGCGCAAAGCAAUGACUCAAUACGCACUGAUAGCUGGCAAUCAUCUCUCGCGCCCAACUUUGUUACCGGCUCAAUGGCUGAUCAUGAAGCAGUAUUACCAGGUGUUGACCGAAACCUUCCCGUCUCCAGUUCACUGAUUGACUUCGUUGUUGUUCUGUCACGUUUGACAAACACCGUUGCCAUGCUGACAGACGUGAUCUGCCCAACCUCAGCUCUGAUUGGUGGAAGCAGCAACAGUGGCAGUGGCGGGCUGAACAACUCGGCAGCAAGUUCUCCCACGCCUGUUGCACUGGUGUCCGGUCGAGUUCGGUCAGUCAGUGUGUCAUCCGUCGGUGAUGAAACAGAGGUAGCUGAUGUCCAGUGGCACAAAUCAAUGGAUGUUGCUGCUACAGCAUGUGCUAUGUACCAUCACGUCUUCAUGAGUGCAUUGGACAUGCUGUCGGAGUGUGCAACCUUGUACGCUGACAACAUGCUCUGUGCUGAUCUAUGCGGCAUUCCUGAAGGCAUUGCUGCGCAUCUCAUCGGCCAGAGUCUGCUCGAUCAUAUCAAGGCACAGCGUGAAGCUUGCUUGCUCUGGGGCUGUCGUCACCAUGAUGCGUCACAGAGAUGUAGCAGCAGUAGAGCCGCCAGUCCUACGCCCGAUGCAACAGCAGAGAGCGCAGCCGGACGAGCACCCAUUCGCUACAGUUCUGUCCCAUGCUCAGCCCAAUGCGCCACCGGUGGUCUUGGUGGUGGCUUACCUGGUAUAGAGCCAAUAGCUGCCGAGAUGUGCACGCGUGUGAAUAAUGUGAUGUCUCUACUCUCCGCUUACCCGUUGUUGCAGUCCAUCAUGCUUGGCCAGGUGUGUCAGAAGUGGCAACUACCCGGUAGAGACAGCGGCCUACCAUUCACGCCCAGCCUUGCACUAGGUCCUGCAGUGACGGGAAAGACGGACAAGCGUUGCAACGACGUCUGCGCACACCUUGGCCAGGUCCUGGACGGCAUGAUCUACAUCAUUGCCUAUCGCAUCAACCAGUUUGCUGCACCGUGUCUCCAGGAACUGCUCUCGUUACACCUGCCUGCUUCCUACUCUCUGGGUGAGCAUCUGCAGCCUCUUGAUCUCUACCUUUCACGCCAUUUAUCCAAGAUAAAGCUGGCGCUAUAUGAGGAGUGCUUCCAAUCUCUCCUGCUGGUCCUAUGGAAGAUGACGGUGCAGAACAUUCACAAGGUCUUUGCCGACUGGCAAACAGAGAAGAAGAAGGUUCGUCUGGAUGACCGGGCGUGCUUCCUCUUGCGUGUUACUGCUCAUUUCAUGCAGUUCUUCCACUCUUGCAAGGCCGGUCUGGAUAUGGAGCUGGUGUCCAAUGUUGCACGUCCUCUUCUGCAGCUGCUUGAUGUGUUCACCAUGCCUACAGGCAGUCUUGCAUCGCUUCAUCAGCGACUUAGCCACCGCCAGCCUGAUACUGCUGCAGGUCAGAACGGAAUGAACAUCCCGCCUGGUCUAGUCACUGCUCUGUAUUCUGAUCUACACGCUAAGAAGAAAUGUUUCUCCGGUGGACAGCUGAGCCAACGCCUGGCAGCUCGAUGUGGCCAGUUUGGAUUAUCAGGGGCGCUGCAAUCGCGCCAGCGUCUUGCGCAGCAUUUGCUCUCUUUCGGUGUCAUUCGCCCUGUGGAUGACAGCCAAUCAGGACCAUCGACGAGAAUGCCUGCAUUCCAUGACAGCAACAGCGCCCUGUAUCGCUUCACCGAGUCCGAAGAGAGCAGCUCAGACACACAGGUUGGACACCUACUUUCAUCGCUGCAAGUACAUUGCUUGGACUCUUCUCGCCUGGAUGACAGUGCUGCCAGUACUAGUCGGGAUGCUAGCAGUUCAUCUCUACGUACUGCGAGCAGCAGCAGCACCAGUAUUGCCAUUGACAGCGUUGUCAAUGCUCUUAGGAACCGGUGCAGCUAUGAUCGGACGGCCAAGGCGUACCUGUCUCGCUCCGGCCUUGCAGCUGCACCCUGACCCCAGUGUACAUAGCUAGUUUAUAUCUCUGUCUUGGCUAGAUGGUCUGCCUGACAGAACAAGUCUGUAUCAUGAACUUGAGAUGGUAUAUUUCAUUCGUUAUCUGCACUCAAGUGGCUGGCCCAUUGUGCGUAUGUUUUUAUAUGUAGCGUUAAUCCGCCCUCUCCCCUUUUUAUCCUGUCUCGUCGUGCUUGGGCUGGGCGAUCUGUUUGAUGAGUCUUGUUUUUUUAUGAAGCUUGUCGAGUUCUAAGAAAUUAUAUUUCCUCUAUGUUUUCUACCUGCAUUCGGCCAUGAUAUUAGUGUUUUAUUCUGGCUCUUGAGCGAAGUUGCUGUCUGCUUCUCACCCCUAUCCUUUCCCCUUAGGCUGUUUAGUAGUGUUGUACUUCAAGUAGUUAUUAUACGCUCACGUCUUGUAGUGCUUACCCGUACCAAGGUACGAUCCAGUGUGAUCUUUUUUUAGCCCUCUGUCAGUUGACUACAGAACAUGUUUCGCAACAUC